Messenger RNA from Jatropha curcas, 1015 nucleotides. Its product is annotated as copper ion binding protein. NCBI's taxonomy places the organism in Eukaryota, Viridiplantae, Streptophyta, Magnoliopsida, Malpighiales, Euphorbiaceae. The record is from RefSeq and is a predicted model, not a curated record.
GUAUAACUCUUCAGUGCAGAAAAUACGAACUCACAAUCGCUGCCCUUCUUAUUCAAAGAACGAGUCGAUUCUCCAAGCAGGAAGGAAGGAAGAACCCUAAGCGGAUCAUGAUCUUGUAGCUAUUCUUCAAUUAUUCUCUUUAUUUAUUCAUUCUCUAACUGGUAAAAAUUUCAAGGGUAUUGCCGCUAUGGGUGAUUUUUCAAUUCAGAUCAGUGCUGAUCUUGUUAAUAGGCUUGCCAAUGAUGCCGAGAAGUUGAAGAAAAAACCGAAGAAAACUAAAGCUAAGAUACCACGAGAACCUGCUCAACCCCAAACUAAGGUGAUUGAGAGUCAACUUCAUAAUGAUCCUGAGACACAUAAAGGUGCUGCUUCUCCAGGUUGGCCAGUGCAACCGCCAUUGUUCUUGCCUGUAACCCCACCCGCACAUUCUGAAAACUCGGAAUUAGAGGCAAUUAGAUCUGUCAUUCAGAAAAGUGAAAUGGUUUUGGAAAAGUUGGAGAAGAAGGAGGAUGCCUUGGUGCAAGAAGUAACAGAAAGAGCCAAAAAUCUUCGUGAUAAGGAAUUCAAGCUUCCAUAUCAGAAGCCUAUGCCCUGUUUGGCUGAUUAUGAAGCCUGCCGUGCUUGUUACAAGGAGAAUCCUAAUGAUAUACUGAAAUGUGCCCCUCUAACUAGGAGCUAUGUUGAUUGUGUUCGCAGCGUGAAGAAGCAAGCGAGUUAGGAGGAAAAUUUUCCAUAGUUGUAUACAUGAUUCCAAGCUAAUCCCAGUUUGAAAGAUGAGCCAAUUACAUUUUUGCGGUGCAAUAAAUCAAACAUUUAUUCUUAUUACCGGUGUUGGAAUUUAUGCUGUGCUUUGUGAUGUCAUUUAGUAUUUGGUCAAGUCUAUUGCUUCUUUCCAUCUCUGAACUGUGUUUUUGUUGGUUUUCAACAAUUUAACUAUGAGAGCUUACAUUGUACUGAGCAUUUGAUGCCUACAGAAUUCAAUAUCACAGCUUUUUGCUACUGAGUUGCUCUUUCC